CCACCCGCGGCCGGCGGUCCUGCCCACGGGGUCUAUCUUUAGCGCGGCGGGAAACGUAGCACUCAGUUCCUGAGGAUAUCUGACCUCUGCGAUGCCUGGAAGCCGGCCACAGCCCGACGGAACACAGUUCCCAGUCACUCUUCCUGUCGUUGGGAAUCCUGGUGAUGGCCCCUCCAGCGGCGGCGAUUGCAGCCCGGUCAUCCCUGCUUCCGCGGGACUGAGGGGGGCUGCGCUCUGUGCCUGACCCGCGCUGACCCUGCCCUGGACGGGAUCGCGCAGAGGAAACCUUACCCUGGCUGUCCCUGCCCUGGAAGUGUAUGGUGUGACAGGGGGAGAGGGAGCUUAGCUCUCUGCCUGCCCAGCCGGCGCUGCCUCCCGCCCUGGGAGAGUGUUUUGACAGGACAGAGGGAGCUUCACGCUGGCCCGAACCGUGCUCAGACUCCCCCGGGCGACCUGCUCCACGCUCCGCUCGCACGCUCUUCGGAUGAAGGUUCCAUCGACUCUCGGUCACAAGGAAGAUCGCACCGGGCGGCCAGCACUACUCGGGGUUUGAGGUGCCGCGGGUGGGACGGUAGCUGGACGGAUUUAAGCCCUGACUGACCCUCCACCGGUGGCCUUGCUGCAGCCGAUGGCUUUGGCCUGCAGCCCGGGUCAGAGCGAGGAGCCGCUGUGAGCCGGAGGGAGGGUGCGCGUCGGGCUCCGGGUGGAGUGCCGGGCACUGAGCGUUCGGGAUGCCCGCCUGGCUCUGCCCAUUCGAGGCGCACCGAGCUCUGUCCGGCCGCCCAGGCCCGUGAAGGGUCGGAGUUUCGCACCUCCCGGGCGCACGGGAGAGCAUGCAGUCCGACGACUUUUUCUUCCGCAAGUUCAAGCGAAGCAGCCCCCGACCGCCGCUGACCUCCGUGAACUUCGAGCCCCGGCCGGCCCGCCCCGCACCCGAGCCUGCCGGCACCACUGUGCGGGCCCGCAUCCUGGAAUGGCCCCCCCAGCGGGAGGCGAUGGAGGACGGGGGCAGGGGCUCUCCGCAGUUGGCGACUGAGCCCGUGGUUCGCCAUCUUCAGCAGCAGCAGCAUCUCCGGGAGCCGGACGAAGGGGUGGAGGGCGGUGACGAGGCGGCAGCCGGGCACGGGAGCGCUCCGGCCCUCCAGCGCAGCAACAGCGAGGCGGCCAUCGUGGAGGGAGGGUGCACUCCCCCGGGACAUCCCCCUGGCGGGGGUGCCCUGCACCGAGAGUACGGCAGCGCGUCUUCCAUCGAGAGGUCCCAGGGCGGACGAGGAGGAGGGGAGGUUGUCGAGGCAGGAGGGGACGAGGGCGAAGGGUCCCGGCCAGGACUGGAAUCAGUCAGCGCCCCCCGCUUCCAGGACCCCUAUCUCCUGCUGGGGCUGCCCGAGAGUCCCGGCGGGGAGGGCUGCCAGGUGGAGCGGGACCCCUUCCUCGCCUGCCGCCGCUUCCGGACGCAGAAGAGCGAGGUCGAGUGCCCGCGGUCGCCGCCGGUGGCGGCCAGCGCCGGGCAGGAGGACGCCCGGGGUCCUUGGCACCGGGCGCACAGCCUGGCCCACUUCGACGUGCAGAGCAUCCUCUUCGACCUGCGCCAGGCCGCCUCCAGCCGCGACAGCGCCGGCCGCCGCAAGAAUAUCGCCACCGGCGCCUCGGCCGCCUCCCAGCUGCCGGCGGCCCAGCCGGCUGGCCAGGGCGCCGCCGGGGACCGCGGCCACGGCCACGGCGCCCCGCUGGUGCUGAGCUGCCCGCACUUCCGCAACGAGGUGGGGGGCGAGGGGGAGCCCCGGCGGUCCUGCCAGUGCCCCAACGCCGCCGUGUCAGUGCUGGAGGAGCCCCGCAGGAGCUACCUCAUCCGGCCCGGCUCCUACUUCAUCGAGCACGCCGACCUGGGCGCCAACUACUACCGCAUAUACUUCCACCGGAAAGAGCAUCAGAACUUCUUCGGGACCGAUGACGCCCUGGGGCCGGUGGCGAUCAGCCUGCGGAGGGAAGAUAAGGAAAAGGACACGGGGAGCGGCUCGCAGUACAACUACCGGAUCAUUGUCAGGACCACUGAGCUCCGGACGCUGCGCGCCUCGAUCCUGGAGGAGGCGUUCCCCUCGUCGGCGCGCCACGGCACGCAGCGCAGCGUCCCGACAAAGAAGCUGCUGGAGUACCUGGUGCCAGGACUGAACACCCACUGCCUGCGGCUGGCCUCCAACUCGCCCAAGGUGCCCGAGAUGCUGCUGAAACUGGACGAGCAAGGGUUGACCUUCCAGCGGAAGGUGGGCGUUAUGUACUGCAAGGCCGGGCAGAGCACGGAGGAGGAAAUGUACAACAACGAGGCGUCGGGCCCUGCCUUCGACGAGUUCCUCGACCUCCUGGGUCAGCGGGUCAAGCUGAAGGGCUUCGAGAAGUAUCGUGCCCAACUGGACAACAAGACGGACUCCACAGGCACGCACUCGCUGUACACCACGUACCAGGAGUAUGAGAUCAUGUUCCACGUCUCAACCAUGCUUCCAUACACCGCCAACAACAGCCAGCAGCUUCUCCGAAAGCGGCACAUCGGCAACGAUAUCGUGACGAUCGUCUUCCAGGAGGCCGGAGCAGACCCCUUCACGCCAAAAACCAUCCGGUCCCACUUCCAGCACGUCUUCAUCGUUGUACGGGUGCACAACCCUUGCACCGAGCAGGUCUCCUACAGCGUUGCUGUCACCUGCUCCAAGGACAUUCCCGAAUUUGGGCCCUUCUUCCAGGAAGGAGCCGUCUUCCCCAAGUCUUCCACCUUCCGCGAGUUCCUGCUGGCCAAGGUGGUCAACGCGGAGAACGCCGCCGAGAAGUCGGAGAAGUUCCACGCCAUGGCCAUCCGCACGCGGCAGGAGUACCUGAAGGACCUCGCGGACAACUACGUCACCACCGCCACGGUGGACUCCUCCUCCUCCAAGCUGGCCUCCAUCAUCUCCCUCCCCACCAAGAAGAAGGAACGGCCCCGGGGGAGCCGGGCGCCCGAGCUGCACAGCGCCGGCGCCCUGGUCUGGAUUGUCACUGCCCACUGGGUCCAUUCCCUGGACGACAUGGAGUGCAUCCUGGGGAUCUCCAACGAGUUUGUUGUCCUGCUGGAUCAGAAGCUCCAGAAGGUGGUGCUCAAUUGCUCCUGCCGGGACGUGAUUGGCUGGACCUUGACUGGGGGGAGCAUUAUCAUCUACUACGAGCAAGGCGAGUACGUGGCUGUCAGGACUCAGGAGAACCAGCCGGACGACCUCACCGAGAUUGUCCACCGGCUAGAGAUCGUGACAACUGGGUGCGAGACGGACGACCUCAUCCUACGCCGUAACAGCGUGCACCACCUGGGGUUCCAGUCCAACAGCGAGGGGAUCGUCACCCACGUGGAGGAGAACGGCUACGCCCACAUGCUGGGCCUGAAGCUGUUUAGCCGGCUGGUCAGGAUCUGCGAGAGGCCGGUGGUGUUGCUGUCGUACAAGGACAGGACCGAGCUCCUGAGGAAGGCCGACCACGUGAAGAUAACCGUCAUCCCCCCGGACAGCAAGGGCAAGCCCAGAAUGAGCUUCUCCGAGCUGUACAGGAAGUCGAUCGAGGAGACCGAGCGCAAGUCCGACCGGGCGCCGGACACGGGCCUGGCGCCGCCCUGCCUGUCGCUGCUGAGGAUGUCCUCGCUGCAGGAGACGAAGAGCACCGGCCUGCAGGGGCCCCAGAGCCCCACCGUGCGGAGCUGCUCCCUGGAGAUGAGAGUGGCCCAGGGCCAAAGGAACGAGAGGGACGCCUGCUCCAGGGCGCUGAAGACAUCGACCCCCGACGUCAUUCCGGCUGUGAACCCCCUGUCUCCCGGAGGCCAGGACUUCGAUUCCGUCGACGCCCAGGUUGCUGCUCUCCCGUCCCCUCUCUCUGGGACGGCUCUGGAGGAGACUGGCCCCGGUUAUCCCGGCACCUGUGACCCCGCGCUCGUGGACCCCCAGCAGGCUCCCCGGAGUGACGCCUCGGUGAUCUAUUCGCUCGCUGGCCCGAGCCAAAACCCGCCGGGCGGCGACAAAAUGCAUGAUACAUCCGAUACUUCCAACUUCCAGUGGCAGUCACUGGCAGACAUUGCGUCAUACUGUGAAAAGCUUGUGCAGUCUCUCUCCUUGGACGAAGAGAUGACCUCGGAGGAAGCCUGGGCUGACGGUGCCCUUGAGCCAAAGGACGAGAGCCAAUCGAGCACCUCUCCGACAGUCCUCAACGAGAAGGUGUUUCACUUAGAAGCCAUCGUCAAGCAGCUGCACGACAAGCUGAGGAAGGAGAAGGAAGACAAGGCUCUGCUGGCGAGCGAGGUAGAGCAGCUGAGGCAGACAAACCAACGCCUGCACCAGGAGUCCCAGACCACGGUGUGCCACCUCUUACGAGUAACCGAACUACUGAUGCAUAACGCCCACCAAAAGCCUCCCAACGUGCAUAAUUAGGGGGAGGGUGGGGGAAGGGUAGCUCCCUCCCAGAACGAGACCCCCCCCCCGUCUCGGUGGCGUUAAAAAGUCGGCAAAUAGAACUGGCGCGAUUUCGCUCCCUUUUGGGAUAAACCCGGCCCGUGUCGGAAAUCAUUUCUCCUUUUUUGUCCCCUGUCACUAUUCCCUACCGACGGCAGAGGAAACGCGCCCGGCGACGUCGCCCCCACCUCGCGUGUUUCGAGGAUUUUACUUGCUGCUUUCCGCCAAUUUCGGAACCGUCCCACUUGCACAGAUGCUACUUUUAUAAUAACACGGGGCAACAGAAAUAUUUUCAGGGGUGUCGCCUCUUCAGGAUUUCUGUGUGCUUUUUUUGUUUUGUUUGUGACGGACCGCUUGAAGCUGAGCACAAAUAUAAUAUCAGACUACUAGGAAUUUGGAGAAACAAGAGGUUAACUCUUAUUGAGCGUAAUGGGUUUAAUCGCACGGAUUUUCAGAACCAGGCAUAUGUCGUGAAAAUUUGUUUUUAAUUUAGCAUCAGCAAUACAAUGCAAUACAUGAUUAUAGAGAGAGGGAAAAUAAAUAAGGAAAUCAUUAUAGUAAGUAUAUAUAUAUAUCUCUCUAUUAAAUAGUUAAAUUAAAAAUAGUGCAAAAACAGAAAUAAUAUAAAAACAAAAAAAAAGUGAGGUAGUGUUCAUGGGUUCAAUAUCCAUUCAGAAAUCGGGUUGCAGAGGGGAAGAAACUGUUCCUGAAUCACUGAGUGUGUGCCUUCAGGCUCCUGUAUCUCCUUCCUGAUGGUAGCAAUGAGAAGAGGGCAUGUCCUGGGUGGUGGGGGUCCUUAAUGAUGGAUGCCCCCUUUCCAAGCCACCGCUCCUUUUAAGAUUCCUGGAGGAGGCUGGAACUGAAGAUGGAGCUGACGAAUUUUACAACUUUCUGUAGCUUCUUUUGAUCCUGUGCAGUAGCCCCCACUUCCCCCCACCCCCAUACCAGACGGUGAUGCGGCCAGUCAGAAUGCCCUCCACGGUACAUCUGUAGAAGUUUCAGGGCGCUUUGAGUUACAAACCAACGUUCAAACUCCUAAUGAAAUACAGCCGCCAAUAGUCCAACCGAGCUAAAAAUGUUUAGUUGACAAUUUUCGGUUGUACUCAGUGUCCGGGGCUUCUCGCUUUAGUGUCCAACAAUAGUCAGCCAGCACUGAUGGAUUUCCAGUUGCCCUGAUACCGUUUCUCCAUGACCGCAAUGUCCCGGCGAAACUUUUCACGGUGCUGGUCACUGACAGCGCCAAGAUUGGCAGGGAAGAAGUCUAGAUGGGAAGGCAGAAAAUAAAUCUUUAGUGACAUUCUGCACUUCACGGUUCUGUGUGCUUGAAGCAUGUUGUCAACCAGCUGCACGUAGUUUGGUGCUCUGUAGUUGCCAAGAAAACUUUCAACAACAUCCUUGAAUGCAUUCCAUGUGAUUUUCUCUGGUCCCGCUAGAAGGUCUUCGAAUUGCCUGGCUGAUUUGCGGACCGACAAAAAGUGGCUUCCUUAAUCUUGGCAUCAGUUAUUCUGAAUUGAAGUAACAAAAUACCGGCGAUUCCAUUAAAGUGGUGGGUGGUGGGGGAAUUUCACGCCGAUUUUCACGAUCGGCAGCCCAAAAUCCACAAGGUGCGCCCAAAAAGUAUUCAGGAAGCAAGAUCUUCUAACCGUGCCAAGCUAUGAAUUGGCACCUCCUGCCCUCUCCUUCAUAAACCUGUCUACCUCGUGUGCAUAGAGAAGAUAUCUGCUGCCCGUCAGGGAAGUCUGAAUUCCCUGCUCAAUUCAUGAGUGACGCAACCUCUACUUUGUAGGCAUUUUAAGGAACAACUUCCGCGGCAGCUAUAGCCUUUAAUUAACUGACAUUGUGUUUAAUAAUUAUAAAAAAAAAAUUCCAUUGAUAUCCCCAGCGACCACUGGGUCGCCGACAAAGUCCAUUUCUCCCCCGCGCACUUGUGGGGUGGGGGUC
Messenger RNA from Mobula hypostoma (lesser devil ray), 6392 nucleotides. RefSeq names its product signal-induced proliferation-associated 1 (gene sipa1). NCBI's taxonomy places the organism in Eukaryota, Metazoa, Chordata, Chondrichthyes, Myliobatiformes, Myliobatidae. Gene Ontology annotation, biological process: activation of GTPase activity; regulation of small GTPase mediated signal transduction. The transcript has 16 exons. The coding region runs from base 834 to 4430 and encodes 1198 amino acids. Gene Ontology annotation, molecular function: GTPase activator activity; protein binding. Gene Ontology annotation, cellular component: cytoplasm. The record is from RefSeq and is a predicted model, not a curated record.